AUGAACUCAUGCAGUGAUCCAUUCCAGGAUCCGUCCAUGCUGCGUGCACAAUCAUCAGAUACAAAAGUCAUCAACUUGAUGGCUCCACCACCGGUUUCUUCAGUAGACAGUGUGCCGUCACUGUACCAGAUCCCGCCUUCUUCUUCUUCUUCUUUUGCUCCUAUGACUACUAAUCCAUCACAUUCGAACCUUAUGGAUGAGAUUAGUGAUCAGAUAAAGACUACAAAUAGUCAACAGAUUAUCAAGUUUAUGAGAAUAUUGAAUCUAGUACUGGCCUCGGCUACUAUUACAGUGGGUGUAUUGGCGUGGCUAUUGGGCCAAGUGAAUACAUUCCACAAGGCCAUUGCAGGGAUCUACAUCAUAUUGUUUGGUAUAUUGCUAUUGGCGUUUGAAUUGCGUACUGAUAAGACAGACGUGGUCCUGCGCACAAACUUUGGCUUUAUGUAUGGCAACAAGACACGGACCGUAUUUCUUGUCUUUAUUGCAAUCUGGCCGCUUUCGAUGGGUAAUUUCUGGCUGACGAUUCUAGACGCUGUGCUACUGUUCGUCAAUGCGUUUUUCAACUACUUUGUCAUCUCACAGCACCCAGCUUUUUCUACAAUGCCACCUGUACAAGACGUUAAUCAACCUCAAACCUAUCAACCUACUAGCAAUAUACCUCCUUCUGCUCACGCGAACGUGUAA
This is a messenger RNA of Peronospora belbahrii, 684 nucleotides long. The record is from the annotation of a GenBank genome assembly. Lineage: Eukaryota; Oomycota; Peronosporomycetes; Peronosporales; Peronosporaceae.